Messenger RNA from Symbiodinium natans, 597 nucleotides. Lineage: Eukaryota; Dinophyceae; Suessiales; Symbiodiniaceae. The record is from the annotation of a GenBank genome assembly.
AUGACCUUCAGUGAAGAAGAUGCCGAGCAAGAGCUGCUCGAACUCUUUACUUGCCACCGGUCCGACACCAUAGACAAGCAUGAACCGUAUCCCUGGCUGAAGACAAGUGGACUGGGAGGCGAAAAGCGGAAGCUGGCCACAGAAAACGAGAAGAAGAAUUACCAACGCCCCACGCUACAGGUGACUCAGCGCCAGGCCACCGAGCGUAUCCAGUACCAGCUUCCUGCGAGUCCGAAUGCGGGAAGAGUGUUAGCUCACGCAGCAUCUACCGUCGAGGCUUUGUUUCAGCAGCAUGGACCUAUGGUGUUCAAAAUCGGUUGGACCCAUGAUGCAGUCUGGAGAUGGUCCAACCGGCGAUACGGUUACCAAUACGAUCCCCAUGACUGCUGGGAUUGUAUGGUCGUGCUGUUCGUUGCAACGAACCCUUUCGGACCUGCAAUGCUAGAAGCUGCUCUGAUCGAUAAAUUCACAAGUGCCUGGUCUGCACCUGGCGAUGCCUCGAGUGGAAGCGGAAGCUUCAUGACAUAUGUUGUGUACAGAUCCUUUAAGCAUCCUCCGAAAGAAAGUGGGACGUUCAAGCGCCCUCCUAAGUCCUAA